This is a messenger RNA of Meloidogyne enterolobii, 1061 nucleotides long. The record is from the annotation of a GenBank genome assembly. Lineage: Eukaryota; Metazoa; Nematoda; Chromadorea; Rhabditida; Meloidogynidae.
GUAAAUAUCUUCGUAUGGCAAAAAUCUUAAAAUCUACAGCUGAACAAGUUUUUGAUGCUAUAUUGCAAUUAUUCUAUUAUUUUGUUUAUUCAUUAUACAAAUACUUUUGUUUGGAUGUGCAAAUUCAACAACAACAACAAGAGUUUGGGACAAUUUUUACUUCUCUAAGGCUUCGUCAACUUAUGGAUAAUGUUCAAAAUACUUAUUUUUGUCAAACAAAUGGUGACUUUGUUACAGAUGAGAUUCACCAUUUCCCUGCAUUUCCAAAUAUGAGUCCGGAUUUGAAUAACAACGAAGCCCUAUUUUCUUUAGCUGAACGUUUAAUCGGAGUUGAAUCAGCAACUUUUCUUUCAAAACAAAUGGAACUUCUUCGGCCGACGUUAGAAACGCUAGUUAUUGAUAAGAAAAGAGGGCAAGAUUUGGAAAAUUUUUUCAAUACACUGCCUGCAACUUCUGAUUUGUUAGAAGCAACAUUGGGUUGUGUUGCAGCCAAAUCUUUGCAAUCAGCACAAAUAUUGCAACAAAUAUCUUUAAUUGAUUGGAAUAUAAGUGAAAUACCUUCUGAACAUUCAAAUUAUGUUUACAGCAUUUUAAAAGAGUUUGAGUCCUCUAAAGAAAUUCUUUGUAAAUUAUCUGUGUAUGUACAUAUCAGUGAAGAAGUUAAUUUUAUGAUUUGGUCGAUGAUGUCGAUGUGUACAGUGCGACUUCUUGUACGAGGAUAUUCUGAAUCCAAUAAAUGUAGUAAUGAAGGAAGAGCUCUCCAAUUAAUGGAUGUUGAGCAUUUAUUUAAAAAAUUAGAAGAACUCAUAGGCUUAAGGCCAUUCCCGCAUCGUCUUUACGUUGAAAACUAUGUGAAAGCCUUCUUUUUGCCUAGCGAUGAGUUGAACGAAUGGAUUGUUAGGCAUACGGAAUAUACUUUAAGUCAAACUGGUGCUCUUUUAAAUGCUUCUAUUUCCAAUGCUCCUUCUGCAACAAAGAAAGCAGUUACAAUGUCAAGAAUAAUGGUUAACUUGCUUGAUGCAAGUGGAAUAAGUGAUGGCAGCAAUUCUUUUUUUCAUUAA